AUGAUAGUCGCGGACGCUUUGACAACUGGAAUCCUCGCCGCAGCGACAACCGCAACCACCGAGAAGGGUGGGACAGGCGUCGCGACAGCCGUGACAAUUUCAGAGGAAAGCGACCUCGUGACAACGACCACAAGACUAAAGAGGGGACAUCGUUUUGGUGCGACAUUUUCCCCUCCCGCUUUGGUCCUGCCUCCUGCGAAUCGUCCCGCGCGGCUCUCCGCUCAAUACCCGCGCCCCCCGCUCUCCUUCCAUCCUCUCCCCGUCUCCUUCCAUCCUCUCCCCGUGUUCGCACCCCGACCCAGGCCACCUUCCAUCCUCGCGCCCCCUCGCCCGCCUCCUCCUCCACGCACAUCGCCGGAUCCGCGCGCGACGAAUCCUCCACGCAGACCUCGCCCGCCUCCUCCUCGACGCCCCCUUGCCCGCCUCCUCCUCCACGGAUCCGCGCCGGACGAAUCCUCCACGCAGACCUCGCCCGCCUUCUCCUCGACGCCCCCUCGCCAGGCUCCUCCUCCACGCAGAUCGCCGCGACCCAGGCCAGGACGCGCGGAUCCACACCAGGUCGCGCGGAUCCGGCGACCCGCCGCGCUCCACGUCCGGCUUCCUGGGCAGCGCCGGCUCCUCGGCGCAGAGGCCCACGGCGACGCCAGCGGCGGCACCGAAGCCAACUGCGACGCUAACGGAGCCAAGGUGCUGAUCAAGUCGCCGGCCCUGAUGCUGGUUUCCCCUAAAGUCUGUCAACGAGUCGCUAAGCUGCACAGGUGGACGGGGAGGUUCGAGGCGCAUCUCUGGGACAAGCACUGCCUCGCCGCGCUCCACAACAAGAAGAAAGGCAGGCAAGAUAAAACCUCUUGUAAGUCCAACAAGAACUAUAAUCAGUUUCAGAGGCCUGCAGUAUACAUCGCAUGACUGUCUCAUAGAGUAUGGAUACAUUAUCUGUUUGCGCCAUGAUAUAUAUAUUUCCUGUCCACACACUCUGAUCCUAAAAAAUUUAAUUAUUGUGUAUUUGGAAAUUGUUCCUUUCAGACAGUUGAGAAGUGUGUAUCUGUUUCUAAAUAUUUAUAUGAUUAAAUGUGUGUAAUGGAAUUGUUCUUACAAAGCUGACAGGAGGGUCUGGACUGCAUAUUCCAUUUACUUUCUUUUUUGACUGAAUGGCCAGUUUGGCUUUUAUGUGACAUUCUCUCUUGUUUGCUUUAGAAACAUUUUUUUGUAACAAACUAUGAUAGUUGAAAUUCGUA
Messenger RNA from Sorghum bicolor (sorghum), 1235 nucleotides. Its product is annotated as protein transport protein sec31-like. Bases 1 to 906 code for a protein of 301 amino acids. Lineage: Eukaryota; Viridiplantae; Streptophyta; Magnoliopsida; Poales; Poaceae. The record is from RefSeq and is a predicted model, not a curated record. The transcript is spliced from 5 exons.